CGUCUCUCGUGUCGCGUUUUCCCGCUUCCCCUUCCUCGCAUCUACUCAGGAGGAACUCUGCAAUUCCAUUCAUCAUUUGUCAUUUUCGUUCCACUUCAACAGCAAAAGUCAAAUAACUGAGCCUUCUUUCUCUCCCGUUUCAUUUCUGUAUUUAUAAAAUCCAAUCUCUGGUAUUUCCCUUGAGCCGCAGAAUUAUUCCCUAAAGUAAUCAGCUUUCGAAAAAUCGAAGCAACUCCCCGCACUACAAAGUGAGCUCAGAGGCAGGGGAGAAGGGAGGAGGAGAAGAAACAUGGCUGGUUACCCGCACAGCAACGGCGGAGGCGGAGGAGGUCAGUGCCCCGCGGUUCCCUCUCACGGUGGUCAGUUUGUUCAGUACAACAUAUUUGGGAAUCAGUUUGAGAUCACCCCAAAGUACCGGCCUCCGAUCAUGCCCAUCGGCCGCGGCGCCUACGGCAUCGUCUGCUCGGUGUUGAAUUCGGAGACGAACGAGAUGGUGGCGAUGAAGAAGAUAGCUAAUGCCUUCGACAACCACAUGGACGCCAAACGCACCCUCCGCGAGAUUAAGCUGCUCCGCCAUUUGGAUCACGAAAACGUGAUCGCCAUCAGAGACGUGGUUCCUCCGCCGUUGAGGAGAGAAUUUACUGAUGUCUACAUAGCUACCGAGCUCAUGGACACCGAUUUACACCAGAUCAUACGCUCUAAUCAAGGUCUAUCCGAGGAGCAUUGCCAGUAUUUCUUGUAUCAGUUACUCCGAGGAUUGAAGUACAUACACUCUGCCAAUGUGAUCCACAGAGAUUUGAAACCCAGCAAUCUCCUCUUGAAUGCAAAUUGCGACCUAAAGAUCUGUGAUUUCGGGCUGGCGCGCCCUACUUCCGAGAACGAGUUCAUGACGGAGUAUGUUGUUACGAGGUGGUACAGGGCGCCCGAGCUAUUGCUCAACAGUCAGGAUUACACCGCAGCAAUUGACGUCUGGUCAGUGGGCUGCAUCUUCAUGGAGCUCAUGAACAGAAAGCCCUUGUUUCCUGGCAAAGAUCAUGUCCAUCAGAUGCGAUUGCUGACAGAGCUACUGGGCACACCAACCGAAUCUGAGCUAGGGUUUGUGAGAAAUGAAGAUGCUAGGAAAUAUAUCCGGCAGCUCAGCCCACACCCUCGACAGCCAUUGGCCAAACUUUUCCCUCAUGUUCAUCCUUCGGCCAUGGAUCUUGUGGACAAAAUGCUGACAUUUGAUCCCACAAGAAGAAUUACCGUCGAGGAAGCAUUAGCACACCCAUACCUUGAACGAUUGCAUGAUAUAGCAGACGAGCCGGUCUGUCUAGAAUCCUUCUCUUUCGAUUUCGAGCAACAACCCUUGGUAGAAGAACAGAUGAAGGAGAUGAUUUACAGGGAGGCAUUAGCCUUUAAUCCAGAGUAUGCAUAAAAAUUGCAAAGAAGAGUAAUGUUGGUUCUGGUGCAUUGUGUUUGAUAGCCUCUAUCAUUUCUUCUUCCAUGGAGGUUGCUACUGCAAAUCAGAAUUUGGAACAAGAAGAGAGAAGAGCAAUCAGAUUAAACUGAGCGACGUUACAACUGGCGGUGAAAGAAGAAACCCCAAAACCCUGCACUCUCUUCAUGCUGCAACUUCCUGGUCAGGUAAUUACACCUUGAUAGGUCUCUGCCAUUAUUGUAGACUCUGUACCAAAUGUUACAAUUAAGCCCCUCUGCCCCAAAGCUUUCCUGUUGUAAGAUGUGUGGCAGUUAUUGAUUGUUUUUUCCCCUUCCAUCCCGUAUGUAAUAUUGCAAUUUUUUUUAUUUCGUCUUUGGUAUACUUACACGUUUAUAUAACUGAAUAAAGCCUCAUGGUAGUCAAUAGUUAUGAGGUUAUUUUAUUUUGGCAAAAUACACUUGUAUAUGCAAAAUUUUCGCGUUUGUACCAAUAAUAGUCCAAUUUGGAGAAA
Messenger RNA from Linum tenue, 1931 nucleotides. NCBI's taxonomy places the organism in Eukaryota, Viridiplantae, Streptophyta, Magnoliopsida, Malpighiales, Linaceae. The record is from the annotation of a GenBank genome assembly.